This is a messenger RNA of Suillus bovinus, 2619 nucleotides long. RefSeq lists its product as uncharacterized. NCBI's taxonomy places the organism in Eukaryota, Fungi, Basidiomycota, Agaricomycetes, Boletales, Suillaceae. The transcript is spliced from 5 exons. The record is from RefSeq and is a predicted model, not a curated record. Bases 1 to 2619 code for a protein of 872 amino acids.
AUGCUUGUCGUUCAUCCUGCAAGUUGUUGUGAUGUCUGCCUCGAUCCCUACUCUAUUUCUUCAGAACCCGCUAACUCUCCGCAUGCGAUUGCUUGUGGUCACAUCUUCUGUCUCACGUGCCUUCGCUCCUUAUCACCAAGUGCAUGUCCACUUUGCCGAAAACCUUUCGAGUCAGGUCGUGUCAAGAAACUUCACCUUGCGAAUCCACCCGAACUAGAUAAUGCUGCACAGGAUGCUAUCGAUGCUCAUGCCAGUCUCCUCCUCCAGCGCAUAGCUCUAGUCUCAGGUGAAGACACACCAGAGGCAGAUGUUGUCGAAGUAGUCACCGAAGUGCAGGAAUGGCUUCAGUCUCAACCAGAUGACCCCAAUUCUCACAUGGCUCUUCGGGCUGCCGUGUCUUCCCUUCAGCGAUACAAAGCUCUUCAAGAUCAGAGCGAGCGUGAAAAAGCAGAAUAUCGUCGCCUCCGAAGCCAACUUCGGAAUAACAAGCGAAACGCAGACCAUGACUCCAAAACAUCUCGCGCAGUGGAAGAAAGUCUACUUUCCAGGAUUCAAGAAAUAGAGAACGAACAUGCUCUAGAGGUGAUCAUUCAGUUCAUCGGUAUUUACAUUGGACUUACCUCAUCAUCAAAUACACAAUCCCGAUAUCGCAACACCAGCAAUCCCCUCCCCCCACCUCCAGAGCCUUUGCCGAUGGAUCGAUUCCCGACCUUUGCAAGGCCCAGUGGAGGUUUCGAUUCUCUCCUAGGUGGCGCCGUUCCAUACCCUGCACCACCUCCGCGGGAUAACGCUACCCGUGUUAAUGGCGAAGCACACGCCUCAGGAUCUAAGGGGACAAGCUCGUCUUACAAUCCAGUUUCUCAUCCCCCCAAGCCCCCACCUAUAUCCAAUACCAGACCUCCCGAGGCUCCUCGGGUAGAAGAACACUGGACAGACGACACGCGACGACCCCGUGCAUCAUCCAUACACAGCCGCGCACCUGAGUCUCAGUCGAAAAUAAACAUCACGACCCGUGGAGUACACAUCCCUCCUAGUGCUGUCCGUGUCAAUCCUUCUCCAACCUGGGCAGCGCGUCCCCUCGUCGUCGAGGAUCGGCGAUCUGACGAUGAGAGAGAGCUAAGACGCAAAGAGAAGAGCAGUAUUAAUAUCGACACAGAUGUAGCGAAUGAUCUGUCCACGCGGCUAGCCUCUGCCGCAGCUUACGUCUCAGGCUAUGGUUCAGGAUACGAAUCAGGCUAUCAGCUGGUCAAUGCUCCGUACGUGUCGACUGGUGGCAACGAAAGGGCCUUUCCGUUGUUAGAGACGCAAUCACCAGAACAAGUUAUGGAUGUUCUGGGCUUGGUCGGCUCAUCGGGAGAAGAUCAUCAGACGCCUGUGCCUCGAGCACGACCCGCUCCCAGACGGGCUGUGACUGAUGCGACUCGAGUGGAUAAUGUUUCUAGAGGUUAUCUGAAUAUACCUUCGCUUGGUUCACCGUCACCUGAGAAUGGUAUGCGACGUCGAGCGACGGUGCAGAACGUUGGUCAGGCGACCCGAGUGGAGAAUGUUCCCAGAGGUCUUUCGGAUGUGCCUUUGCUUGGUACGUUACUACUUGAUAUUGGUGUAGGACGUCGAGCGGCGGUGCAGAGUGUUGGCCAGGUCCUUGGUAUCGAUGUUGGGUUGUCGACGUUGAAUGGGAAUGUAGCAGCAGGAUCUGUACGUUUGAAUGACAGCGCAGCAGGCUCUGCCCGUCUCAAUGACGGCGCACCGUCCCGUCCUACCAACUCGCAAAUCCGCAUGCCCAGACCCCGACCACUUAUCCCUCCCUUAGAUCCGACACUCGACGCAGAAAGCCCAAGAAGCGUCACCACAUGGGGAACCGUAUCCACCUCACGGGAAGGCAGCAUGGAUCAUCUCGGCCUUUUGGGGCUGCACAAUGGGGGCGUGCGUGGGCAGGGGAGCAUUGCUGGCGAGUCUAUAAUAGGUCACCUAGAGUCAGACGAAGAUAACAUAGAUGAAGAUGGAGAAGAUGUCAGGGUGGCACCUGUUAUACCAAUGCCUAACGCUGGACCGGAUGCAUUGGGUCUUAUUCUUGAAGAUGGAGGGGAUGCAGAUUAUGUGGUGCGUGAUGAGGAGUGGAGGUAUCGUGCGCAGUCUUCGUAUGCUGCGAGUCGUACUUCUUAUCCACCCAGUCCUACUUCACAUACACCAAAUCACACAUCUCACCCUACAAAUCACACCUCACACCCUCCAAACCGUCUCUCUCGUACCCAAUCCUCUCGCAACCAACGCGCUUAUUAUCGUCGACACACAUCACAACCGAGGGGAUACGAAGAAGGGACGACAACGCGCGUUCCUAGUGGCAGUUCUUCAUAUACGAAUACCAAUGCGCUAUCGCUCCAUUUUGAUGCUUCGCUUUCGGUGCACGAUCAUGCCACGCGUCCUUUCACAGGCGUUGGGGAUGGUUCUUUUACAAGUACCGGGCAUGGACCGUCCACAAACACCGGAAGUGGUUCUUUCACAAGUGGGGGGCAUGGUCCUUUUUCAAAUACAGGAAAUGUCGAUGGCCCACAGAUUGUCGCCCCUACCCCAGUCGUUGGCGGGCCUAAUAUCGCGCAUAUGUGGGCCAAUCGCACAUGA